Messenger RNA from Rhodofomes roseus, 1742 nucleotides. RefSeq names its product Gtr1/RagA G protein conserved region-domain-containing protein. Bases 122 to 1345 code for a protein of 407 amino acids. The record is from RefSeq and is a predicted model, not a curated record. NCBI's taxonomy places the organism in Eukaryota, Fungi, Basidiomycota, Agaricomycetes, Polyporales, Fomitopsidaceae. Gene Ontology annotation, biological process: regulation of autophagy; cellular response to starvation; positive regulation of TOR signaling. The transcript has 8 exons. Gene Ontology annotation, cellular component: fungal-type vacuole membrane; nucleus; Gtr1-Gtr2 GTPase complex. Gene Ontology annotation, molecular function: GTPase activity; GTP binding.
GCAUCCGCCACUCGCACAUCUCCGCGACGACGGCGCGGCCCGCCCCAGCCCGGCCGCGGUCCCGAGUGUCCUCGACGUCCGCCACGACGUCCUCCCCACCGUCCUCAACGCCCUCCACGACAUGCGCCCCGAGUAUGGCUCAACGUCCAGGACAUCCUCACAGACAGAUGGUCGCCCCAAGAGCGACGUGAUGCGCACAAAGAUCCUUCUCCUCGGCAUGCGCAGGAGCGGCAAGACGUCCAUCCAGGAGGUACUGUUCAAAAAUCUCCCCGCAAAGCAGACGUUCUACCUCGAGCGCACGACCCGACUUACGAAGCAUACCUACGACACAGUGAUACCUCUUGAAAUAUGGGACUGCCCGGGAGAUAUGAAUCUGGACUCGCUGGAUGUCCCGCUGUCCCAGUUCGCUACUCUCAUCUUCGUUAUUGACAUUCAGGAUCUAUACCAACCUUCCAUAACCAAGAUCGUCAAGAUGGUCAUCGCUGCCUACAAGGAGAGCCCUCGCAUCAAUUUGGAGGUCUUCGUGCACAAGGCCGACACGCUAUCCGAAGAGUACAGGAUGGACAACUGGCGAUACACCCAACAGCGCAUCCUGGACGAGCUCGGCGACAUCUCUCCGGAGUACGAGCAGAUGAUACCCAUCAACUUCCAUCUCACGUCCAUACACGACCAUACCCUGCAUGACGCUUUCUCACGCACGCUGCACAAGUCCAUCGAAUCUCUGCCCUAUCUAGAAGACCUGCUCAAUGUAUUCUGUACUAAUUCCCAGUCGUCGAAAGCAUUCUUGUUCGACAUUAACUCACGACUUUAUGUGGCCACAGAUGCGUCGCCCGUCGACGCGCCGACGCACAGUCUCUGUAAUGACUAUCUUCUCAUGCUGAACUCUUUCGGAUCAUUGUAUAAAUCUAUCUCUGCAAGCCCUGCCCGCCACAAACCGCCAACCCCGCCACUCUUCACCACAUCUCCCACCUCCUCUCUCCCAGCAUCUCCCCGUCUCAGUUCGGGCUCUCACAGCACACGUUCCGUCCCCCGCUCCCCCCUCCUCUCCUACCGUGGCGCACCCGCACCUCCCCCCGUACUCGAUCAGCCACCCUCUGCCAACGGCAAGUCCAAGGCACUCUUUUAUCCGAGCGCGUCUACGACUCUCGCGCCGUCGGCGGUGGGCGUGCCCGCGGGCACGACACUCACGUACCACGUCGUGACGAGGCGUUUGGCGCUCCUCGCGCUGAUCCCCACUGCAGUGUGGGAGCAGCGAAGGGGAUUGGUGGAGUACAACGUCGUGUUCUUCAGGGAGGGUGUGCAGGAGAUAUGUGAUGUGGAAGAGGAGGUCAGGGGCGGUGGGUAGAGCGAAUGCCCUGGGACUUGUAGGUACCUCGCCUUUCUGAGUUGCAUCACGUUUCCGGUGAGGCAGUCGGACUGAAGUCAGACGCUUGUUCGGUGGAUGCACGACAGCACGAUGAUAUGAUAACAGGUAACGCUACAUAGCAUAAAAUACAGCACGAAAGCUCGUCAACGCGAAUAAGUUACGUAUCCCUGCGUAUCUAUCCACCUCCUGCGUCAGCCUGUACGACUCGUCGUGUGUACGCCCGAUCCCAUCGAUGUACGGCAAGUCCGACGUAUCGCCCUCCCAGCCAUGCUCGCCAUACGUGCCCUCGUCCGACAGCGGCGUCGGUGGGCCAAAGUCCGGAUUCGCGACGAUGAACCCGCGCCGCCCUCCGCGCUUCGCAUCGAGCGCACUCAGG